Messenger RNA from Funneliformis mosseae, 201 nucleotides. Lineage: Eukaryota; Fungi; Glomeromycota; Glomeromycetes; Glomerales; Glomeraceae. The record is from the annotation of a GenBank genome assembly.
AUGACUGUAAAUGAGAAUAUUAGUGACUUUAAGAUAUUCAAUAAAAAGGAUAUUAUAUAUAAAGUUGCAGAUGAUGCUAAAGUAAAAUUAUAUGAUUUGGAAAAUCAAAAAGAAAUUACAAAUAACAUUUAUAAUCAAUUUGAAUAUAACUAUACAAACUUUCUUAAAGAUGGAGAUUUUGUAUUAUUUAAUACUCCCUAA